GAACAUUUAACUCCAAAAGCGGUUGGUUUGUAUCUGCAAGAUUAACUCUUUUAGAGGACCAAUAUUACUCGUCUAAGCAUUCAAUUAGUUAACUUGAAAGGGAAUGUUAAGAAAAUGCUAUGCGAAUGGCUUACGGGCUCUUAAACUUGGAAAAGUUUCCUAUAUUCAGGAUUCAAAGUUUACAUGUGCAUCUUGUAUUGCCUACCUCCAAGGCCAGCGCCGUCAGUUUUUAGCCGAACCAAAGUUAAGAUUCCCAUCAUCUCAGAUUCAAUUUAUACCAAAAAACACCUUGUCAAGUUCAUCAUCAAACAAAGGUUCACCAGAUGAUGACAGUGGUAAUGAUAGUUUAUCUUCAUCAGAUCCAAAUGAAUCUGAUCCGCCAUCAUCUCCGCCACUUCCUCCUGCACCACCAAUAGCAUUGACUACACAAAAUAUUCCAGAGAAUUUUCCUAUUGUACCAGUGAUUGCAAUAUCCGGUUCACCGUUAUUUCCACAAUUUGUCAAAAUGAUUGAGAUCACUGAUCCACGUCUGGUGAGCUUGAUACGUCGAAAAAUCAAAUUGAAUGCUCCAUAUGCUGGAAUAUUUUUAAAGAAACCAAAUACCGAACAAUCCGAUGUUGCAAAUAGUAUGGAUGAAUUGCAUCGAGUUGGAACAUUUGUACAUAUUCCUGAAUGGGAUGAUUUAGGCUCGAAAAUUCGACUACUUGUCAUCGGACAUCGUCGUAUUGAACUAAUUCGUCCUGUUCCCGAGGAUUCUGUUGAAGAGGAAGUUAGCACACCAGUAAUCGGAAAACGGAAUAGUUUAGUCCGACGAGCUAAACGUGCAGCUGCUAAGAUCACAGAAUCGUUAAAUUCGAAAACAUCAUCGAAUGAUCAAACCCCAUCGCCAUCAGCGUCUUCUAUUGCUGAAAAUGCAACAUUUGUCAAAGAUGAAGAUCAAGUCGACAACAUCAUCAGCGGUAGUACUAGUAGUACUAGUCCUAAGCCGUCGACUACUACUACUAAUUCAGCUAACAUUGACACUGGUAUUUCGUCACCAGUUCUACUUGGUGAAACAAUCAAUCUCUAUCAUGAUCUUUAUGAAAAUACACAAGAAAUUAAAGCGUUAACCGCGGAAAUUGUAAAAACCAUACGUGAUAUCAUUAGCCUUAAUCCUGUAUAUAGAGAAAGUGUGCUUGCAAUGCUUCAUGCUGGACAACGUGUCGCUGAUAAUCCUGUAUACCUCAGCGAUUUAGGAGCUGCAAUGAGUAGUGCAAGUGAUACAGAAGAAUUACAAGCUGUUUUAGAAGAGAUGAAUAUUCAUAAACGUUUACGUUUAUCAUUGAAUUUAAUUAAAAAAGAAUAUGAAUUAGGUCGGCUGCAACAACAAAUUGGUCGUGAAGUUGAAGAAAAAGUUAAACAACAACAUCGUCGUUAUAUGUUAUCGGAACAAUUGAAAAUUAUUAAAAAAGAAUUAGGUUUAGAAAAAGAUGAUAAAGAUGCUAUUGUGGAAAAAUUUCGUUUACGUUUAAAAGAUUUAACUGUUCCACCUAGUGUUAUGGAAGUGAUCGAGGAAGAAUUGAAUAAAUUAAGCGUUUUAGAUAAUCAUGCUUCUGAAUUCAAUGUAACACGUAAUUACUUAGAUUGGUUAACUGCAUUACCUUGGGGUGUGACAAGUGAAGAACAUUUAGAUAUUGCACAAGCAAGAAAAAUUCUCGAUGAAGAUCAUUAUGGCAUGGAUGACGUGAAAAAACGUAUUCUGGAAUUCAUUGCAGUCAGUCAAUUGAAAGGUUCAACACAAGGCAAAAUUUUGUGUUUCUGUGGUCCACCUGGCGUUGGUAAGACCAGUAUAGCAAAUUCAAUAGCUCGUGCGCUAAAUAGAAAAUAUUUUCGUUUCUCUGUUGGUGGAAUGUCUGAUGUCUCAGAAAUUAAAGGUCAUCGACGUACAUAUGUUGGUGCAAUGCCUGGGAAAAUUAUUCAAUGUCUUAAAAAAACUAAAACUGAAAAUCCACUCAUUUUAAUUGAUGAAAUUGAUAAAUUAGGUCGUGGUUGGCAAGGUGAUCCAGCGAGUGCUUUAUUAGAAUUGCUUGAUCCAGAACAAAAUGUUAAUUUUCUUGAUCAUUAUCUUGAUGUUACAGUGGAUUUAAGUCGUGUAUUGUUUAUUACAACAGCUAAUCAGCUAGACACUAUACCAGAGCCAUUAAGAGAUCGGAUGGAAGUGAUUGAAGUAUCCGGUUAUGUGGAAGAAGAGAAAUUAGCUAUUGCAAAACGUUAUCUUCUUCCAUUGGCUACACGAAAUUGUGGUUUGGAUAAUAAUCGUCUCUUAAUUGAUGACAGUGCAAUCAAAUGUUUAAUUAAACAAUAUUGUCGUGAAAGUGGUGUACGUAAUCUGCAAAAACAUAUUGAAAAAGUUGUACGUAAAGUUGCUUAUCAAUUAGUUAAUGCUGAAAAAGAUCCACCCAUAUCAGUGAAUAAUGAUAAUUUAACAACAUAUGUUGGUCAACCAAUUUGGACAUCAGAUCGUUUGUAUGAUUCAUUGACACCACCUGGUGUUGUAAUGGGUUUAGCAUGGACAUCUAUGGGUGGUUCUAUUCUAUACAUUGAAUGUACUAAUAAAAAACCGAAAUAUUUCUCUCCGCCUACCAAUACUACUGAUUCACGUGAUGAUGUUGAUGAUGAUGAUGAUGGUAGUAGUAGUGAUUCAGAGCAAGUAUCAAAUAAAAAAGGCGUUUUACAAGUCACUGGAAGUUUAGGCAAAGUUAUGAAAGAAUCCAUAUCGAUUGCUCAUACAUUUGCUACACAAUUUGCUGCUUCUGGUGCUCCAUGCUCUUUAAAAACUACUGACACUACUACUACUACUACUGAUAAUGUUAGUACUGAUGAACAAUGUAUGCUUAAUCCUGCGGAAUCAUCAAAAGCCGCUUUGUUUCUUGAAGAAUCCGAUAUUCAUUUACAUGUUCCUCAAGGUGCUACACCUAAGGAUGGUCCAUCGGCUGGAGUAACUAUGGUAACUGCAUUGUUAAGUUUAGCAUGCGGUAAACCAGUUCGACCUAAUCUAGCUAUGACUGGUGAAAUUAGUUUAACUGGUAAAGUUCUACCAGUCGGAGGGAUCAAAGAGAAAGUUAUUGCAGCUAAACGUGGUGGUAUCACUACGAUUAUUUUACCAGAAACCAAUCGUAAAGAUUUUGAUGAUUUAGCGCCAUUUAUCAAAGAGAAUUUACAAGUACAUUUUGUGCAACAUUAUAAAGAAAUUUUCCCAAUUGCAUUUUCAUACAUUUAAAAGAAAAACAAUACACAUUCACGUAUUUACACAUCUGCGUUAAGUCUGAAAAAAGAACCAAAUUGAAAAAAAAAACAGUCAUACUGUGAAUUUUUGUUAUUUAAUCAAGAAUAGUGGAGCGUAGAGAAUGAAUGAAUAAUGGUGCAAAACAAUGAAAUAAUUAAUUAAUUUCUAAUUUUGUAUAAAUAAAUAAAAAUUUUUAAUGAAAAUAAA
This is a messenger RNA of Schistosoma turkestanicum, 3472 nucleotides long. The record is from the annotation of a GenBank genome assembly. NCBI's taxonomy places the organism in Eukaryota, Metazoa, Platyhelminthes, Trematoda, Strigeidida, Schistosomatidae.